AUGGGUCACGAGAGGGCUCAGACUUAUGUACAAUACGACCAGAAAGGCGACUGCUAUCCUUGGCGUUACGGCAUUUCAUCCCAGCCGCCUGCUGACCCAAGAAUCCAAGAACCAACGAUCAAGUACGCUCCGCGCUACUUCGACUCAAGACAUCUAGAUGAGGCACAAGCAAAGUACGGGGGUCAAAUGAACCCCAAGGGCUACAAUAUCCGUCUGAAGAGUAUUUUGGGGGCCGGGGGCUACGGGAUAGCAGCUCACAUCUCACACAAGAGCCCCGCCAACGGAUUCAACACUGACUGCGUGAUUAAGGUUGAAAAGUCUCGUCACCAUGCCAAUUCGGCGCUGGCACGGGAGGAGAGGGCUCUCUGGAAAUUUGUAGGAGCAAAACAUAUCCUGCAGAUAUCGGAUAUCACUGAAGAAAUCAAAGCACAAAGGGCUACUGACUUGACUGCAUUCCAGAAUAGCCAUCCCCCUCCCCCAGCUGGGGCCAGACUUCCCCACCCAGAGGUCCAAGACAAGAAUUGGACUCUCAAGAACUUCCAAACCCAACCCAUUCGCAACUUUGUCAUUCUCGAGAAUGCCAAUCUUGGUGACCUAGGCUUGUGGCUCAGCAAGUCUAGCCGUCUUGGGCGGCGUUGGCCUGAGAGAGCCAUCUGGAUGCUCUUCCAAAGUCUCAUCCUUGGUCUAGUUGGUAUGGCUUAUCCUCUGAGGGAGCAUUAUGAACCUUCGCAUCCAGAUUGGAAGUAUCAGAGUCCCAUUGACGAGGUGUUCCCCGACGAUCCGAAUUUCGAACUCCAGGAAACAGUGCACUUCGAUCUUGACCCCAGAAACGUUCUUCUGGCAAACAGAAGCAUGCUUUUCGGCAAUCUGCCUACCUUCAAGAUUGCCGACUUCGGACUAACCGAGUUCUUCAGCGAGCAAAAGGAUAACCCCGCACACUUCAACAAAGAGUACUUCUGGCACUGUCGUCUCAGAGGAAAGCCCGUCUACUACACGCCCGAACAAUUUGCUGGCGAUUGGGAUAUCAUGGAUAAUGACCUCAUCAACGACGACGGUGUCAACCACUUCGUGGCCACAGAUGGAACGAAGCCGCCAGUUGCUGGCAACUACGGAAUGCAUACAAACAUCUACCAGGUGGGCGCCAUUAUUUGGUGCGCCAUCACUCUCUCCUCAUUCUCAGACCGUGCCUUUGGUUUACCUUACAGGGACGCUUGGGGACGAAACAUCGUCACCUACGGAGGCGCCCUGCAGCAUGCGCGAUUCCGCGACGUUGAUCCCGAGCUCACAGGUUUGGUACAGAGAUGCCUGGCCCAUUGCCCCUCUGAUCGCCCAACUCUGCAAGAGCUGGUUGCCGUGAUCAACCAUCGUCUCGCCAGGAACGACUUGGAAUCGGACGAGGUUCUGAGUGCGUGGUCCCGGGAUUUCUUCACAACCCCUCGCGUCCCCGGCGAUGAACCCCCUCCCGUCAAGCGCGAACGCGAGGACGACGGAGACGAUCAGGAAGGCGAUGCCGCAAGGGGCGCAGCCCGGCGUAGGGUUGGCAACGUCAAUGGCGAGGCCGAUGCACAGAACGUCCAGAGGGUGCAAGCCGAGCCGUUGCUCUUCAACGCGUUCCAGCCCCCGAUCCAGCCUCAGUUCAUGCAGGGAAACAAUCUGCCCCGGCCAGCAGUCAGGAUCGGCCCCGUCGCCCCAGGCUUCCCGCCCCUAAUCCCAAUGCCCGUUGUAAAAGAGGAGUCUCAGGCGGUCGCGCCAGUCUUUGUCGGCCUCGAAAGCCAGUACAACCGACCUGCAGCUAACAACCCGCCUUCCGACCUCGACGCGAGAGUCUUUGAGGAAGUCAUGCCGCCCAACAACAACUACAUGUUCAACUUUGCCCCGCCCAAUCCCAUAGCACAGAACCAAAACCCGGAUCCAGAAGCAGGUCUAGCAGCAUAUCGUCAAAUGCAGGCGAUUCGGGGCGUGGAACCGAUUCCGUGGAACGCAUACGUCCCGCCAGGUCAGCCCUUCCUUCACCAGCCAGUACCGAAUAUCCAGCCUCCUCCGCCUAACGCUAUGGAGCCUCCGGUUGUGCCGGCUGCCGACUAUAACCCAUAUGGUGAAGCCUGGCGUUUCAAUUCUGUUCACCAGCAUACCGUCGAUCCUGCCCCAUAUGCUCAAGUCGGGCAGCUGGGCGCUUCUUCUCGCCGGCAGCGGGAGUUGCAGGAGUGGCAGCGGCAGCAGCAGCAGCAACAAGUUCAGAUCUCUGCGGAGGCUGGACCUUCCCGGCACCCUCAAAUGCGGGUGCAGCAUCUUCUCCAGGAUGCUCAGGAACACACAAUUGGGGAUGUCUCUAAUGCUACGAAUCUCUUUAAUGAGUUUAUCAAUGACCCUGAUGCCAUGGACCAGGAUUAA
Molecule: messenger RNA, 2391 nt
Organism: Colletotrichum godetiae
Lineage: Eukaryota; Fungi; Ascomycota; Sordariomycetes; Glomerellales; Glomerellaceae
Product: kinase-like domain-containing protein
Exons: 8
Coding region: 1-2391 (796 amino acids)
Biological process (GO): protein phosphorylation
Molecular function (GO): ATP binding; protein serine/threonine kinase activity
Source: RefSeq, a predicted model, not a curated record